This is a messenger RNA of Anopheles moucheti, 1863 nucleotides long. RefSeq lists its product as uncharacterized. The record is from RefSeq and is a predicted model, not a curated record. The transcript is spliced from 3 exons. NCBI's taxonomy places the organism in Eukaryota, Metazoa, Arthropoda, Insecta, Diptera, Culicidae. Bases 1 to 1863 code for a protein of 620 amino acids.
AUGCAUUCUAGUGCGUGGUGUGUGAUUGUUGCCACCUUACUGCUGUGUGACGUUGCCGCACCAGAUCCAGUGAUCGGCAGUGGAAGUGUCUUCUCGGCUACUAUCACGCGCGCUUUAGUGCCUCCGAAAAGGGAUGCGCUGCUGCUGGGCACCCGAUAUGGGCCAGUGCUGCCAGAAAUAAUAGUGAACCGUGCACCGACGUCCACCGUUCCACCGCAACGGGAUUCAGGUGACGCAGGGUCGGUGGGGUACAACUAUGAUGUGCCCGCAGCGGGAUAUCUUCCACCGGAGUCGGUUCCGUUCGCUGAUGAACCUCCUGCACCGAUUCCACCGUCGGUUGUGAACAACUACCUGCCUCCCGCGUCCCAAGACGAACCGUCCGCCGAUGAGCCAGUGUUUCCACUGUCCCCUCCGCAAGUCAUCGGGGACUAUCUGCCACCCAAUGAACCGCCGCAGCGAGAUGAAGUGUUUGUGGUACCCACGGCGACCCCGACCGUUCCCGGCUACAACUAUAACGCUCCAACGACGUCCACCUUCGCUCCGCUAGGCGAUGAAGGGUUCGACGACGGAAAUGACCCGGAUGGUGGAUAUCGGUAUGAUCCACCGGCCAACAUCUACAUUCCACCUUCUUCCGGCGGCGUAGGACGUUCGCUACGAGACGAUCCGACGAGCCUCAGAGCACCGAUAAGAUUGCAGCUGAACGAGCUCGCCUGUCUGCGCAACAGUGGCGGAUACUUCCGGGCGUCGCUGACCGUUCAAAGUGCGAUCGAAAGUGUCCCGCUGGUGGAUGUCGAGAACGAUGGCGGAGAUCUCAGUGGGUGCGAGGUGCGACUCGAUCAAUCGCGACUAUUGGUGGACAUUGCGUGGCCCGACUUUGGCCGCUGUGGAGUGAUACCGUGCGGCCAAACGCCUACCAGGGAGCUGUGUUUGCGGGUUCGCUUUCCCGCCAUUGCCGGCAUGCGAACGGCCGUCGAUCCGGUGCUAACGCUACAGUGUCGCAUACAGCAACGGAUCGUCGCCAGGACACACUCGGUACGGCUCGGUGUGGCGGAGGAUGUGCAAGCCCGUGCCGGAACCGGGACGGCUUUCGCUAUCGGUGGUUCCCAACGACCGUUCAGAUCGCAGCUGGGGAUCUUUCGACGAACGAAUGGUGGUGGUGGUGGUGCGUUUACCAGGGCUUUGCAGCCUGGAGGAGCGGUCAUGCUGGGGGAGGAAUUGAUGCUGCGGACGCAGGUAUCUGCAGGUGAUGGAUGGAACUUCACGAGACUCUCCGAGGUAGUCAUGCAACGGCUUUCACCCACCGGAACCGUACUCAACUCGGCCUCGCUCGUGAACACCAACGGAUGUUUGAACCCACUGAUGCGUGCCAUCAGUCCCGUGGCGCCAGUGUUUGAGGCUCCGCUUGGGUAUCGGUUAGGGUUUCGGGCGGCCAUGUUCCAGGGAAUGCGAAGCGGCGAUGAGAUGGUGCUGCGCGUACGGAUUGUGGGAUGUGUCGAUCGACGGGAGUGUCUAGUGGACAAUUGCCAAACAACUGCCCGUUCCAAACGAGACACCGAAAAUCCCGCCACCGAAGGACACGAAGCGAAUGGGACGACUCCAGCUUCCACUACCACCACUACGACACCAUCACCUCCACUGGCCGAAACAGCAUCGAUCGCCUUCCGUAUUAUGCUCCCGCCCGAAGACGCUGCCUCUGCCGACCCUCAGGAUAAUCCAACCGCUGGCACGUCCCACUCACUGCUCUGGAUCACCCUCGGCACGACGUCCACGAUCGUGCUGAUCGUCGUCGGUGUGGUAGCGCUGGUGCUACUCACAUUGCGCCACAAACGUCGUCCCAAUUACGAUGAGUAUCGAACGGAUUAG